Messenger RNA from Pseudogymnoascus verrucosus, 3182 nucleotides. It is a transcript of the gene MPS1, whose product is annotated as Protein kinase. The coding region runs from base 312 to 2966 and encodes 884 amino acids. Gene Ontology annotation, cellular component: nucleus; spindle; kinetochore. Lineage: Eukaryota; Fungi; Ascomycota; Leotiomycetes; Thelebolales; Thelebolaceae. Gene Ontology annotation, biological process: mitotic spindle assembly checkpoint signaling; protein localization to kinetochore; peptidyl-serine phosphorylation. Gene Ontology annotation, molecular function: protein serine/threonine/tyrosine kinase activity; ATP binding; protein serine/threonine kinase activity. The record is from RefSeq and is a predicted model, not a curated record. The transcript has 2 exons.
GUCGAGGUUGUAAACCAACAGCAGCUUGAUAUCUAUAAAUCACGUGAUGUGUGUCCGUUGUCCGGUCAGCGUAUUUACAGUGGAGAAUUGACCCUGUAUCAACCCAUCCAAUCACCUCCCCCGACCACCCCGUCGCGGACCUCGAAUUCCACGCGAUAAUUUUGUCCUCCCCCCCCGAAACCUCUAAUUCCAUUUACCCCAAUAGCGACAACCUUUCGGCCAUGAAGAGGAGAGCUCAUACGCCGUAACCCAGCAUUGAACUUACUAUAUAGCUCUAUACUCGCCCAACGACAACGCGACGCCCGCCCGAUAUGGCAACCGCGUCCCCAACACCACUGGGCUCAAGCCACUUCGGCAAUCAGCAGAUGCGCCGACCUUCGUCGAGACAGGCCUUACGACAGGUCCCACCAGCACGACCGACUUUUGUGCGGAGAGAAGCUGCUGCGGCGGCGAAUGGGAACCUGGCAGAACAGCUGCCGACUUCUAAGACGCGCCGCUAUUCCGAUCAUGAUAGCUCGGAUGACGACCUACCUGUGCCGAUGAAGUUCAGCGCCCUCACGAAUGCGCUGUUGAAUGAUGAAGCUUCAAUGCUUGGCUCUGCUUCACCAGCUUUAGCUGCAAACGAAAACAACCUGUCUGGCUCAACGGCAGUCGCGCAGAGACAUACAUAUACCGCCGACCCCCCAGCACACGAACAGAUGGCCCGAGAGCGCACGGCGUCCCCGGCGAUGGUAUCUCGCACCCACAGCCCAUAUCCCCGACGAGUAGUACGCCUAAGUGGCACCCCCGGCUCAGCAUCCCUUCGCCGGACGACAAGCUUGUCGAACUCUGUGAGAGCGCCGAGUGAGCAGGUGCCGUCGAGACCGGGAAGCCCACUGGACUUAAGUACACCAGCACCAUAUCCGAGGACUGUACGGAUACCAAUCACAGCCUCUUCGAAUCAUGGAUCGUCGUUUGGAUCUAGUGGACGGGCGUCAAAUCGUGUUGGCUCUGGAUCGGGAGCGCGAUCAGCGGCGCUGGAACAGGAGGAGAUGGAAGACCCGGCUACGAUUGCGAGGCCGUAUAAUGCUACUAGUCUGGGCAGUGUCACGAGAUAUGGGAAUUCGACAGCGAACAGAACGAGGUAUGGGGAGGAAAUGGGAAUGCAGAGUUCGAUGAGAGUGAAGCGCCUCGGAAAAGCUGGUAGUUUCUUGAGUGGCCCUGCAAGAAGAGGCAAGAGGAGACAGAGUGAGGAGGAGCAGGGUCCUGGGCAGGAUGCUGAGGGUGCGGAAUCCGCUUUCUCGAGCCAGGAACGCCAGAGCCAGGAGCCGGAGAAUCAAGCAGCGGAAGGCCAUGAUGCUGGGAGCGGGGAGGCGGCAUCGAGUCAGGAGUCUGAGGCGCCGAAAUCGUCGUUUUAUUCGGCUUCGCAGUACAGGGACUUUGCGUCUGGUAGCCCUAUGAGUGGGAGGGAGGCAUUAAAACAAGCCCGUCCCUCGCCGCCGAUGGCUGUGUAUAAUCGCCCUGCGGAUCCUGUUGUUGAGCAGGCCAGGCCUCCACCGUCGGACAACGCACCACCCGCUCAACUUGCACAGCCUGUCUUUAAGCUUCCUGCGCCAAGGCCGGAGAUGCCAUCGAGCCAUGAUCAGGAAAAUGAGGCACCUCCCACUUUUAAGCGCAAUAAGGCACCGCCAUCGGUGCUUCUUGAUAAAAUCGACAAAGUCCCUCUACGCCCACAAAGCUCGGAUUUGAGCGCCAUGCGUGGUACUGUCUCUCCAGUGCGCCAACCACUAGCUGCAAGAUCCCAAAAUACUCCGCGCCGCCCUGCGCCGCCGCCCCCUAAGAUGUCGCUCUUGGAAACUGCCACUGCUACGGCGGGCGCGGCGACCACCUCGCAUUCGUCUAAGAAGAGGAAUAAUAUCAGAGUUAAUGGCAAGAGUUAUACGAGACUGGAGAUUUUAGGGAGGGGUGGCAGUAGUAAGGUGUGGAGGGUAAUGGCGGAGAAUGGGAAGAUCUAUGCUUUAAAACGCGUUAGUCUGGAGGAUGCGGAUGAGAAUGCUGUGACAGGUUAUAAGGGAGAGAUCGAUCUAUUGAGGAAGCUGGAAGGAAACGAUCGUGUAGUAACGAUAUUGGACUACGAGAUGAACGACGAGAAGCAGAUGCUGAGUGUGCUCAUGGAGAUGGGCGAGCUUGACUUCAACCGCAUCCUCAGCCUCCGCUACAACACCGAGGACGCCGUCUUCGACCCCUCCUUCACGCGCUACUACUGGCGCGAGAUGCUCGUCUGCAUCGCCGCUGUCCACUCCCACGACAUCGUGCACUCGGACCUCAAGCCCGCCAACUUCGUGCUUGUCAAGGGCCUGCUCAAGCUCAUCGACUUCGGCAUCGCUAACGCCAUCCAGACAGACGAGACUGUCAACGUGCACCGCGACACCCAGGUCGGCACGCCGAAUUAUAUGAGUCCCGAGAGUCUUAUGGAUUCUAGCGAGCUCCCUGAGAAUAAGGCACCAGGAGCUAUGCGGGGGCACAGCAGCGGGCCGAGAGUUAUGAAACUGGGCAAGCCGAGCGAUAUCUGGAGUCUAGGCUGUAUCCUCUACCAGAUGGCCUAUGGCCGCCAGCCAUUCGCGCAUAUCUCCAACCAGCUGAGCCGCUGCCGCGCCAUCAUCGAUUGGAACUACGCGAUCGAGUUCCCCUCGCGCGGCCUCGGCGGCGUGACGCUCCCGCAGUCGUUGAUUCGGCUGCUAAAGAGGUGUUUGGAGAGGGAUCAGCAUAAGCGGCCUACUGCUGCGGAGUUGUUGAGCGACCAGGAUGAGUUUUUGAAUCCGAGGGAGUUGCCGGAGGGGGCGCUGCCGAUGACGGAGGAGCUGUUGGGGAGGAUAUUGUGUAGUGUUGUGGGGAAGUGUAGGGGGAGAGAGGUGGGGGAGGGGGAGGUGAUGGGGGUUUGGGCGGGGGCGUAUUUUGAGAGUUUGAGGAAGAAUUUGGGUGCGUAGUGGAGGAGGGGGCGGAUGUGGUGUGAGGAUGGUUUAUAUUAAUUUUGUGGGAGUAUUGUGUUGGAGUACAGUUAAAACAGGCGUUUUGACUUGGGAUGGGAGGGAAGCGUUUAAUGGGUUCAUGAAGCGGAGUGCAAGACUCCAAACUGGAGGCUGCACCUUUUUAUAGCGGAUUUUUUUAUACCCUUCGAAAUUUUAUAUGUUCUUCAAACGUAA